This is a messenger RNA of Vanessa atalanta (red admiral), 571 nucleotides long. RefSeq lists its product as uncharacterized. The record is from RefSeq and is a predicted model, not a curated record. The coding region runs from base 83 to 571 and encodes 162 amino acids. The transcript is spliced from 4 exons. Lineage: Eukaryota; Metazoa; Arthropoda; Insecta; Lepidoptera; Nymphalidae.
GUAGCAACAAGGUUUUGUAUAAUCGAUAAGUGUUACGUAAUACAAAUAUAUAUAGGAUAGAAAGCUUUUUUGGAAAUUAAAGAUGGCGGCCCCCCGAGAUGGGAUGUACUUCCCUCAGCUUCCCGAGCCGGACGACAGUGGAAUCGACAGCGAUGAUACAGAGCGCGCGCGAGCGCAACGUGUGGACGAAAUGAUGCAAUUAACAGAAAGCAGUAGCAGUGACGAAGAUCCCUCCAUGAAGGUGCCAUGGAUACAGAGGUUCACGAAGAAAAAAUUUGAAGAACAACUAGAAAUAAUGGAGGAGGGUCGGCUCGAGCGUGAAGUGCUAAUCCCAAUGGUUCAGUGGCAGCCACGAGUUGAUGUUUCCCAAAAUUACGCUCACAACAGUCCAGACAGGUCCUCGCCACCACUCAUCGAAGUGGAACUGACGGCGUCUGAUGAAGACGACGACAACUCAGUCCUAGAACUGGUUAUACCAUUGCCGUCAAAGUAUAAACGACCAACGUCUACUUGGAAGAGAGUUAUGGAAGUCACGUCUCUUUUCUGUACCUUGUUCUGCUGCUUUCGUUAA